Molecule: messenger RNA, 787 nt
Organism: Brachypodium distachyon (stiff brome)
Lineage: Eukaryota; Viridiplantae; Streptophyta; Magnoliopsida; Poales; Poaceae
Product: organelle RRM domain-containing protein 2, mitochondrial
Exons: 3
Coding region: 111-617 (168 amino acids)
Molecular function (GO): RNA binding
Source: RefSeq, a predicted model, not a curated record
GGGGUCCACAACGCCGCCGUACAUCAGGCCGGGUCGGACCUAUACGCCCAGAACCUGAACCAGGAGCGGGACGGGAGGACGGAGGUAGGGUUCUAGCCGCCGUUCCAACCAUGGCCCUCUCGCCGUCUUCCUCCUCCCUGCUCCGCCGCCUUCUCCCCCUCUCCUCCACCCGCUCAUCCGUACUUCGCGCCGCCUUCUGCACCUCCUCUUCGGGCCCCUCCCCCACCCCGACACCCCCGUCCUCCAUCUUCGGCGACGACGCCGAGGUCAGCAACGUGCCGCCGCUCACCACCCCCAAGCUCUUCGUCAGCGGCCUUUCAAGGUUAACGACAGAUGAGAAGCUUAAGAACGCAUUUAUUCCCUUCGGACAGGUCCUAGAAGCAAAAGUUAUAACUGAUAGAAUUUCUGGGAGAUCAAAGGGCUUCGGUUUUGUUAGGUAUGUGAGUCUACAAGAAGCUGAGGCCGCACGACAGGGGAUGAAUGCCAAGUUUCUGGAUGGAUGGGUCAUUUUUGUUGACCCUGCGAAACCAAGGGAGCAGAAGCCUGCUCCUCAGCCAGAUUCCGCUUCCUCGCACACUGGCUUCACGACAAAUAAAACUGUAGGAUGGUGUGGUUAGUCGUGUAGCCUUUGUGCUCUAUAACCUGACCUGUGCCUGGAGAUGCUUUUCUUGGUGCGUUUUGGUAAUCUAGUUCUAGCGGGCUAAAUCAGAGUUUUUGUGCGGUUCAUUGCUACUCAUGAAAACAUAGUGUGAUAAUGUGAUGCUGAUGAUGUUAUGGGGUUUUUAAA